Pogona vitticeps (central bearded dragon) is the source of this 2882-nucleotide messenger RNA. The record is from RefSeq and is a predicted model, not a curated record. Lineage: Eukaryota; Metazoa; Chordata; Lepidosauria; Squamata; Agamidae.
UCUGCUGUUCUGUGCAUGAUUAAGUUUGACACGCUGCUCAGUUGGCUGGCCAGGUAUUCCAAGAAUGCUGCACUGUCAAUACUUGUGAUCUCUUCUUAUUCCGGAAUGGGGUCGUUUGUUAGCAAAUGCAGGAAGAAAGGCAGCUUUCCCUGUCGCCUAGCAAUAAGCAGGGGAAACCUUGCAGCGUGUCUUUGUUUCCAGUGACUGAUAAUAACGAAAGGCACCCACAAAGGGGAAUACAAGCGACUAUUCAUAACCGUGGCAAAACAGUGUUCCCUUGUAUGAAAUGACAGUCAUGAUGCUGAUGUGCUGUCAAGCCAACUGUAACAUAUGGUGAUCCUUUCUCAGAGCUUUCUAGACGAUUCCCCUACCCAUUCCAAGAUGGAGAGCUCAGAUGCCAAUAAUAAAGGAAGCGUGGACCAGUCCGAAGCCCAGCGUCGGAGCCAGCUGGACCGUUUGGAUCGGGAAGAAGCUUUCUAUCACUUUGUAAAUAAUCUGAGUGAAGAGGACUACCGGCUGAUGAGGGACAACAACUUGCUAGGUACCCCUGGUGAAAUUACGGAAGAGGAGUUGCUAAGAAGGCUGCAGCAAAUUAAGGAAGGCCCGCCACAGCAAAACAUGGAAGACAACAGAGGUGCAGAGUCCACGGAGGAUGUAUCUAAUGGCGAUUCCAUCAUAGAUUGGCUUAAUUCGGUUCGACAGACUGGGAAUACAACACGAAGUGGGCAAAGAGGAAACCAGUCUUGGAGGGCAGUAAGCCGGACUAACCCAAACAGUGGGGAUUUCCGAUUCAGUUUGGAAAUAAAUGUUAAUCGGAACAAUGGGAACCCAAACCCAGAAACGGAGGGUGAGCCGUCCGUAGAACCGUCAAACGGAGAGGAGCUUGAAAAUCACCAAAGUGACACUGAGAUGCCCGGGGCUGAGUCUCCUCCACCUGUUGUUCAGCAGUCUGAUUCAGAAAUGGGUGUUCCCGAAGAGAUGAACGAAGACCUUCCUCCCCAGAGAGGCCAGAGAAGGUCAAGGAGUCGAAGUCCAGAACAGCGGAGGACGCGUGCUCGGACUGAUAGAAGUAGAUCCCCUCUUAAUCCAGUGAGCGAAUCUCCUCGCAGGGUGCAUCAGAGCACAUCCUCUCAGACCCCCGAGGUUCCCCCAGUGAGCGAAGCUGAAGGAAGCUCAAGGACAAGGCAACACAUGGUGAUCAGGCAGCACGCCACCCCGCCUGAGAUGCCCAGCGAAAACGCAGUGCUCUUUUCAACUCCCGAAGCCAGACCUGCUCCUCCGGUGGCCGGUUCCUCUGAAACCAACAGCAGCUCAGAGCCUGCAGCCCCCGGACAGAGGCCUCCGACAAUCGUCCUGGACUUGCAAGUGAGGCGUGUCCGUCCAGGAGAGUAUAGGCAGAGGGACAGCAUAGCCAACCGAACCCGGUCACGGUCCCAGACCCCGAACAAUACUGUCACUUACGAGAGCGAGCGCGGUGGGUUCAGGCGCACCUUUUCGCGCUCGGAGAGGGCUGGGGUGAGAACUUACGUCAGCACCAUUCGGAUUCCCAUUCGUCGGAUCUUGAACACAGGCCUCAGCGAGACGACCUCUGUGGCCAUCCAGACCAUGUUAAGGCAGAUCAUGACCGGCUUCGGUGAGCUCAGCUACUUCAUGUACAGCGAUAGCGACGCAGAUCCUGGAGGGCCAGCCCCCAAUGCCAGCGUGGAAACGACAGAGCCUCCGAACGGGGCUGGCGGUGGGCACGGCAGUUCAAGCAGCGAAGGUUCUGAGGCUGGCCCAGGGGAGGCCUUUGAAGGUGGCAACGAAGGGGGACCCACCGCCGGCACGAGGAGGGAAGGACGGAACGCCAGAGGGUCGGUGACCUUCGAAGAAAGCGGUUCCCUGCCCUUCCUCAGCCUGGCGCAGUUUUUCCUCCUGAACGAAGAGGACGACGACCAGCCCCGAGGGCUGACCAAGGAGCAGAUCGACAACCUCGCCAUGAGGAAUUUUGGCGAAAGCGAUGCCCUGAAAACUUGCAGUGUUUGUAUCACCGAAUACACGGAGGGGAAUAAGCUUCGGAAGCUCCCCUGUUCCCACGAGUACCAUGUGCACUGCAUAGAUCGCUGGCUGUCCGAGAAUUCGACCUGCCCCAUUUGCCGCCGGGCGGUCUUGGCCUCCGGGAACCGAGAGAGCGUGGUCUAAGCGAGCGUGGCGUGCGGACCUUUCAGCCGAGACCUGGGGAGCUAACUCAUUGACAAAGAAGCCAUUUUUCCGUGGCCCCUUCUGGUGUGGUGGUUCUCAGUGCUAACCAAGAGGUGGGUGCGGUGCUCCCACACGGCGGGGGGACCCACCAUAGAAGUGGAAGCUUCCUGAUUAAGGUCCCCCAACAUAACGCUAGAUUUGUGCUGUCAGUUUAAAUGAAAAAAAAAAGAAGCAGCAAAUCUCUCCACAUUGGCCCAAAGACACUUGUCUGUUAUCUGGUUUCUGUUUUGCAACACGACCAAGGCCCACGCCUUUCUUCCUAACCCUGGUCCGUCGUGAAUAUUGAAAAACCUUGACUCUCCUCUUCCUGGUGAGGAAUAGAACUGGAGUCCUUUGACUGCAUUCAGUUCGCGCUUCGUGGUGGAUUGAAACAGAGAGAAACUUGGCCACCUGGGCGGGACAGUGAAAUCGCACCCCCCUGUGUCUAAUUUUAGCUCCUUUCUUGUAUAGGGUAUUGAACAUUAAAUGUAAAUAACACUAACGUUAGCCCCUCUCCCACUGUACAGCUGUCUUAAGCCCAACACUAUGGGGUGCCAUAGAAUUUCUGAUAGUUUAAUGGGGAUAUUUAUCUUGCUGUGGAAAUAUAUUAAUUAAUUGCUUAUGCUUGUUUAAAUAAACACUUUUGUUUUAAAAAUGGUAAA